This is a messenger RNA of Juglans microcarpa x Juglans regia, 1874 nucleotides long. Its product is annotated as UPF0481 protein At3g47200-like. NCBI's taxonomy places the organism in Eukaryota, Viridiplantae, Streptophyta, Magnoliopsida, Fagales, Juglandaceae. The transcript is spliced from 2 exons. The coding region runs from base 105 to 1622 and encodes 505 amino acids. The record is from RefSeq and is a predicted model, not a curated record.
AAUUUCUCGAACUAAGGUUUCCAAAAGUACUACUGCCAAAUUAAGAACUAUAGAACAACAAUUAAUAUUAAUUACCAGAUUGAAGUACUGCGUUGCUACUUGCAAUGGCCGAAUCGAAGCCUGAUGUUUCCAAGGUGGAGUUGCCUUCCAAGAAAGGUGUGAUCAGAUCAAUAGAAGUUGGUGAAACAAGCCAAGGCUGCGACCAACUUGUCAUUUCCGUUGAUCAGGAGGCAAAGAUGCAGAGCGGUUUAGGCAGAGAGGAAAGGUUUAAAAUGUUUGAGGAGGAGGAGAAUGAAGUCCGAGUAUCCAAAACACCAAAAAUACAGAAGGUUAUAUUCUUGCUCCGAGAUCACAAAGAUUUCGUCAAGUACUAUGAGCCAAGAGUGGUAUCAUUGGGUCCUAUCCAUCAUGGAAAGGAAAAGUACCACCUUGCUGAGAGGUUCAAGCGUAAUCUGGCAAAAAAAUUUGUCAAAAGUAGCGGCAAGACUAUUAAAGACUUAUUCAAUGAGAUUGAGAAUAAUAUUAAGGAGCUCAGGGAGUGCUUCGAGGAGGAGGCGACGAAGAAAUAUAAUGAUGUUGACCUUGCCUGGAUAUUGGUCGUCGACGGCUGCGCAAUCUUGCAAUACAUAUACGUUGCUGAUAAAAAAAAAUUCAAAGAGUUGAAUAUAAAACAAGACAGUGUGGCCUUCUGUCAACAGGAUUUGUUCUUGCUGGAGAACCAAGUUCCCUAUCGUCUCCUCGAGUUGUUGAUGAGCUCGAGCGGCCAAUAUGGAAACGAGUUGAGGUAUUCGGUUAAAGAAUUCAUUAGAAGAAACCACGAGAUGGUACUAAGGGAUAAGCAACAAGGAGAAAAUACUAAUGGUCCAGCACCAGCGAAUCCGCAACAAGAAAACGGAAAAAGAACACCGACCGCCCAUCUUCUCGACCUUCUGAGGUCAAGUCUCUUGGGCCUGGAAAGUGGAAGCGAGAACGCAACGAAAAAUGGAGAAAUUAGGGAAGCCAAGAACAACGUCUCAGAUUGGCAAUCGUAUCGCAACGUGCAGGAACUAAAAGCAGCUGGAAUCCAUGUGAAGCGAAGCAAAGCUAAAUCCUUGGGAGGCAUAUCUUUUAGUAGAAGACUCAACUUCUACCCGGGAUUCCUUUGGCUUCCUCCACUAAUAGUGGAUGACUCAACGGGUCCAAAGCUCUUGAACUUAAUAGCCUACGAAAUGUGUCUGGACUUCGAAAAUGACUUCGGCAUCACCUCUUACGUAUCCUUCCUCGAUUCACUCAUCGAUGAAGCCAACGACGUCAAGGAACUAAGGAAAGCACACGUUCUCUUCAAUCUCCUUGGCAGCGACGAAGAAGUGGCUAAGCUCUUCAAUGAGAUAGGCACCGACUUGGUGCCUGACCUCGACAAGUAUACGAAUGUCAAGACUCAGAUUCAGGAAUACUACGAAAAAACUUGGGUGCCAUGGGUUGCCGAAUUCUUCCACAAUCAUUUCAGCAGCCCCUGGACGCUGCUUGCUUUUCUUGGUGCAUUAUUCGCGCUUGCUCUGAGUGCCACCCAGACUUGGUAUGCAGUGGAUUCUCCCUCCGGCCCCUGCGAUAAGUUCUGCGAUAAAUUCAAUAAAAACUUAUGAAAGGAAUGAUCGAUCGAAGGUACUGAUAAUUAAUUUGUUCGUGGUUUUGCAUCUAUCAUCAUCUUAUCUAAAGGAAAUGACUUCUUUGCCUCGGGCGGUUGUUUCCGAUUAAUAAGACAACCAUAGUAGUUCUGCACUUGUCUGUCAUGAUUUCACAUAAGAUCGUUCCUUGAAAGACCAUGUUAUUGUAUUGAUCUGUUUGUUUUGGUUUUGAUGUAAUGUGUUUGAGAUGAAAUAAUUAUGAUUCUGAUA